CGUCUUGUCCCCGUAAACGAUUCUCGUCCAGUUAUCAUCCCUCAUCUAACCAGAAACCUGAACACCCGGUCGCCACACGAACGUCUAAACCCUCCUUUCUCCUUCCGGUACAAUUCUUUUCUUCCUCGUCUGACUCUCCACCACCACCACUCCCCUUCAACAAACCUAAAACGAAUCAAACAAGAAAAAAAAAACCUCCGUUAGAACAGAAAGGGGACUCUUGCUUUUUAACCAGUAAGCACAGGGAUAAGAAUUUGAAGAAAGGCUUUUGUUAUUGGCUGGUAAAGGGGAGGAAGGGGAAGGAGGUCAACAUGACGGACUCGCCAACUUCACCAACCGCUGGUCGUACUAAGUCCCUCAUGGAUAACCUCCUCGGCCUCCUUAGGAUCCGUGUCAAACGCGGUGUUAACCUCGCCGUUCGCGACGUUCGUAGCAGCGAUCCUUACGUCGUCGUCAAGAUGGGCAAGCAGAAGCUGAAGACUCGUGUAAUAAAAAAGGAUGUCAACCCUGAGUGGAAUGAAGAUCUAACUCUUUCUAUUACAGAUCCCAGUAUUCCAAUAAAGCUUACUGUUUACGACCACGACACGUUUAGCAAGGAUGACAAAAUGGGUGACGCAGAGUUCAGCAUUUCGGCCUAUGUAGAAGCCUUAAAGAUGCAUGUGGUAGAUGUCCCGAAUGGAACUAUAUUAACCAAGGUUCAACCCUGCAGGGCCAACUGUUUGUCGGAAGAAACCUCUAUUAUUUGGAACGAUGGGAAGGUGACCCAAGAUCUUUGCCUCAGAUUGAGAAACGUAGAAUCUGGCGAGGUGGAAAUCCAACUGCAGUGGAUCGAGCUUCCUGGUUCAAAGGGUUUAUAAAGUUGGCUGUCCCAUGUUUAAUGAUCGCGUUCCGAGAUCGCCUCAGCAAAUUCACUCUGUGAAACUUUUAUGGUGCGUGUGGUCGGUUGUUCUCACCAAUCUGAAUGUAUCUCAAACUAAUCCUUGUACUUAGUCAUGUAUAUGGUGUGCUCUCAGCUCAUCACUUAGGAUUUAGCAAGGUGAAUUCUAAGUUAAAUUGUGGUUCUUCAUUCAUUUUUGUCUGCUAUAUAUAUAUAUAUAUAUAUAACAUUCGGAACUCAGAAAAACUUUUUGCUAUAGAUAUUAAAACCAGAUUGGCUA
Molecule: messenger RNA, 1157 nt
Organism: Carica papaya (papaya)
Lineage: Eukaryota; Viridiplantae; Streptophyta; Magnoliopsida; Brassicales; Caricaceae
Source: RefSeq, a predicted model, not a curated record